UUAUAUUUCUGCAAGUGGAUUAGAGGCUUGGAGCUUAUAAUUCAAAAGCACAGUAGUUAAACAAAAGGCUUAUCAUUUAAAAUGCAGGUUGUAGCAGCUAUGUGUUCCAAAGUUCCUUUUCUCAGCAACGCAAUUAUGAAAGCUACUCAAAGUGAUUCGUUCAACUUGUUGGUUAAUAAUGGAUUAGCUGCGGGACAAGUAAUUUUUCAUACUCAUUUCCACAUAAUUCCUCGUAAAACAGGCGACAAGUUGUGGCCUUCAGAGAAUUCGAGAAGACGACCUCUGAUAUAUAACGAGAAUACAUUUGUUCUUGUCGAUUGCAUUAGAGAACAGCUUUCGAAUUCAUCUUCUAAUGAUAGCUGUGUCGAUUGUGAAUCUAUUCUCUCAAAGACUUGUUAAAUUGACUGUGGCAGUUAUAUGUUUGCUUAUUCUUGUUAUACAUAUGCGUUUUUGUUCCAAGAAUGUUCAAGAUGUGAUGAGUUCAUUGAUUGCUCUUUGAAUACAUAUAUAUAUGAUAGAAGAUUCCUUGGAUCAA
Messenger RNA from Asparagus officinalis (garden asparagus), 535 nucleotides. Its product is annotated as adenylylsulfatase HINT3-like. The transcript has 4 exons. NCBI's taxonomy places the organism in Eukaryota, Viridiplantae, Streptophyta, Magnoliopsida, Asparagales, Asparagaceae. The record is from RefSeq and is a predicted model, not a curated record. Gene Ontology annotation, biological process: sulfur compound metabolic process; purine ribonucleotide metabolic process. Bases 82 to 399 code for a protein of 105 amino acids. Gene Ontology annotation, molecular function: adenylylsulfatase activity.